AUGUCUAGUAUAAAUCUCGAUCCUGAUAGUGCAUACGGCCAGCAUCUAAAGGCACAAAUUGCAACCAAACUCAGGGGUCUUAAUCUGACAGAAGAUCCAGAGUAUGUUGCCGAGUUUUUGUUGGUUUUAAUCUCCAACAACAGAACUCCUGAUGAGAUCCUUCACGAAUUCCAAGCCUUGUUUGGUGAUGCUGUUGAUGCCAAUUUUAUAAGUGAGGUGUUGCAGGAAGUGAAACAACAAUCUCAGCAGCCCGAGCAACAGGAGCAGCAGCAACCCCAACCACAACAACAACAACAACUUUCACAGACCGCACAAUCGCUGGAACAAUCUCAACAGUCUCAGCAGCUUCAUGCCCGUCUUGACCCGCAACAGCCACAACAGAUUCAGCAGCAACUACCCCAGGCACCGUCCAGCUUUGGCGUACAAUCCACCUUCCAACCAUCGUCUUUCCUAUCUGGGCAACAAGGGCUUCCCUCCUCUGUACCAAAGCAGCCUAUUCAUCAGCAAGUUAGAUUUGAUGAAAGUGGUUCCACCCCUAUGGAAGAUAUCAGAAGUACACCUGUGAAUAACAAUACCAACGGCAGUGAUAUUAUAAGUGCAUUCAGUCGAGGUAACCAGAUGCCUCAUGGAAUUACCAAAGGUGGCAAUUUCAAGAGUAAGAAAUCCUUUGCUUUGAGAAACCAGCAAAAUUUCGAUAGUUUAAUGAGCAAGUCUCUGGGUGGCAGCGGCCCACAGACCACCCACUUUGUGCCUAGAAAGCCUUUGGGAAGAUGCAAACAUUUUCCAUAUUGCAAGGAUAGAAAUUGUCGUUUCGCACAUCCAACAAAGGUGUGCUUCGCGUAUCCAAACUGUCCAAACCCUCCGGGAACCUGUAACUAUCUACAUCCUGGAGAGGAUGAUGAAUUAAUGGCAGAGCUCGAGAAGGCCAAAGAGGAAAGAUUGGCACAUAAAAUUGAGAGGAACAACAAUAUGAUCCAGAAAGUGACGAAACAAGUGGAGCAGCGUUUACAGCAACAAACAAACGGUAUUGCACUCUGUAAAUUUGGAUCGGUUUGCCAGAGAGAUAUGUGUCCGUUUGGCCAUCCUACUCCCGCUAAUAAAGACGCCAAAGUGCUCAGUAUGGAGUGGUGUACGGAGAAUAAAAACUGCACAGAUUCAAAUUGUACCAAGGCACAUUCAUCUCCUAAUUACAAGCCAGUAGAGAGUGAAAAAAGUGGCUCUGCGGGUGGUGUUGAGAAAAAUCUUGAGCAAUGUAAAUUUGGAAAGCACUGCAAGAAUUUCAGAUGUCCCAAGAGACAUGCUACUACCACCGUACUGUGCAGACAGGGUGCCAACUGUACCAGAAUUGACUGCUAUUUUCAACAUCCAAUUGAUGAGGAGUGCAAAUUUGGUGUAAAUUGCAAGAAUUUUAACUGCCCUUUCAAGCAUCCAGAAGGCCGCCAGUUGGAGAGCGAUAACAAAAGUAUGGUUUGGGUGAAGCCUCAAGAACAGGACAAUGGUGAUUCUAAUACUGAGCAACGCCAGUUUGCCGUUCCUGAGGACCAAGUCAUGGAGUCAGCUCCCCCUCAAGAGGCUUAG
Molecule: messenger RNA, 1578 nt
Organism: Brettanomyces nanus
Lineage: Eukaryota; Fungi; Ascomycota; Pichiomycetes; Pichiales; Pichiaceae
Exons: 1
Coding region: 1-1578 (525 amino acids)
Biological process (GO): regulation of mRNA stability
Cellular component (GO): nucleus; cytoplasm
Molecular function (GO): zinc ion binding; poly(A) binding
Source: RefSeq, a predicted model, not a curated record